AUGACUGCAUCUAGGGUGCCUCCUUUUUCGGCGGGCCUGCAGUUCACCAGGAAAGACGUCCAUGAGCCUUCUGCAGAUACUGCUGUCGAUAAUCGAAGCGGCGUAUCUGAUGGAGAACCUCAAGCGACCGGUAGAACACCAGUGAGGGAAGAGGCUCGCUGCUUCGAGUCGGAGGAAGAGCGACUCCUGUGGAAAGCCGCCAAGCUGCGCCACCGCAUCGAAACGGACUUGAUGCCACGACAGGAGUUGGCCGAACGCGCCCUACGACACGGUCGUCGGCAACUUGUGAAGCUACAGCGCCUCUUGCCGAGUGCGGCUUUCCUGGCGUUCCGACAGAAGUGUGCCGUGUGGUGUGAUCGGCUGCGCCUCUUCGAAGAGCUUGUGGUGCACACCAUGUUGAGGGAGGCUGUGGACGGCGCCGCGCGCAGUGGCGAUGUGAAGACACCCGCCCGAUGGCGGAAGUCGAAUCAAUGGCCGGCCAUCACCAAUUUUCUGGAGUUGCAGCUGCAUUUGUGUUUCGCGGUCGGGGGAAGUGCUGUGGUAGAAGCCUCUUCGCCAGACCAGUCGAGCAGCGAGACCUCUGCGGUUCACCGACAUCUGGCCGCGAUCGGGGCAGCGCAGCAAGAACGUCUUCUGACAUGUGACUUUCUUCAUCGCUAUUAUACAUUAAGGGACAUUUUGCAUGGCUGGGGAAAUGGCUGGUACGUGCGGGCGCCUUGUGCUGCCGACGACGAGACCGUCAGCUCCACUGCACGCGGUUGUGUGCCACAUGAGCCGGACGUCUCAUGCAUCUGCCCGUUUUCCCAGUGGGAGAGUCUCUCUGCAGUGGAUCGACUCACAAGCUACUCAAAAAUAUGCUCCCACCACCUCACCGAAGACGUGGUGGAGUGUUUGGAGGCGCUCAUGUUCACGCACUUUGCGGACGUGUGGUGCCGUGUCGAGUCCGUCAUGAGCGGUGUAAGCACGUAG
Leishmania major strain Friedlin is the source of this 969-nucleotide messenger RNA. RefSeq lists its product as hypothetical. NCBI's taxonomy places the organism in Eukaryota, Euglenozoa, Kinetoplastea, Trypanosomatida, Trypanosomatidae. The coding region runs from base 1 to 969 and encodes 322 amino acids. The record is from RefSeq and is a predicted model, not a curated record. The transcript has a single exon.